Molecule: messenger RNA, 4818 nt
Organism: Acomys russatus (golden spiny mouse)
Lineage: Eukaryota; Metazoa; Chordata; Mammalia; Rodentia; Muridae
Gene: Kif13b
Product: kinesin family member 13B
Exons: 36
Biological process (GO): regulation of protein localization; microtubule-based movement
Cellular component (GO): adherens junction
Molecular function (GO): cell adhesion molecule binding; microtubule motor activity; microtubule binding
Source: RefSeq, a predicted model, not a curated record
CAGUUGCGGUUGGCAUAUUGUUUCACAUGUUUCCUUUUUGCUUAUCAUUGCAGAUGGUUUUCCAUGUAGGAUGGAUCUGUAUCACACAGUUGUCACUGUGGGAUUGUGUAUCACUAAUCCCUAUUCUUUGGCAUUAAGUAUUGGUAUUUAUCUGAGGGGUGGGCAGCUGAAAUCUGAGGGGUGUAGCCCAGGCUGGCCUGAAAUUUGGCUAUCCUGCUUCAGUCUCUUGGGUGCUAGAAUUACAGGUUUGUGCCAUCUGGCCUGGCUAGUAAGUUGGUUGACAAUGCUAUGCAUGAUUAUAAUGGCACCAUGUGAUGUUAAAGUUUGUUCUUCAUGCACUCUUUUGUGUUCCCUCUGCAACAGAUAUUUGCUUAUGAUCACUGUUUCUGGUCCAUGGAUGAAUCUGUUCGAGAGAAGUAUGCAGGUCAAGAUGAUGUUUUCAAGUGCCUCGGAGAGAACAUCCUUCAGAAUGCAUUUGACGGCUACAAUGCCUGCGUCUUUGCCUAUGGACAGACAGGGUCUGGAAAGUCUUACACCAUGAUGGGCACCGCUGACCAACCUGGAUUAAUCCCCAGACUUUGCAGUGGACUCUUUGAACGAACCCAGAAAGAGGAAAAUGAAGAACAGAGCUUUAAAGUCGAAGUGUCCUACAUGGAAAUUUAUAAUGAAAAAGUCAGAGACCUUCUUGACCCCAAAGGAAGCCGUCAAACAUUGAAAGUGAGAGAGCACAGUGUGUUGGGACCCUAUGUGGACGGACUUUCUAAACUGGCUGUCACAAGCUACAAGGACAUUGAGUCCCUGAUGUCCGAGGGCAACAAGUCUCGGACAGUUGCUGCAACCAACAUGAAUGAGGAAAGCAGCCGGUCCCAUGCAGUCUUCAAGAUAACCCUGACACAUACUCUGUAUGAUGUGAAGUCUGGGACAUCUGGAGAGAAAGUGGGCAAGCUGAGCUUAGUGGAUUUAGCUGGCAGUGAACGAGCCACGAAAACCGGAGCUGCGGGCGACAGGCUGAAGGAGGGCAGCAACAUCAACAAGUCCCUCACAACCCUGGGUCUGGUUAUCUCGGCCCUAGCUGAUCAGGGUGCUGGCAAAAACAAAAAUAAAUUUGUUCCCUAUCGGGACUCAGUUCUCACAUGGCUGCUCAAGGACAGUCUGGGGGGUAAUAGCAAGACUGCCAUGGUGGCCACUGUGAGCCCAGCUGCUGAUAACUACGAUGAAACCCUCUCAACCCUGAGGUAUGCAGAUCGAGCAAAGCACAUUGUCAACCAUGCAGUGGUGAAUGAGGAUCCUAAUGCUCGGAUCAUUCGAGAUCUCCGGGAAGAGGUUGAGAAGCUCCGAGAGCAGCUGACCAAGGCAGAGGCAAUGAAAUCUCCAGAGCUGAAAGAUCGUCUAGAAGAAUCCGAGAAGCUCAUUCAGGAAAUGACUGUGACCUGGGAAGAGAAACUAAGGAAAACCGAGGAGAUUGCACAGGAGCGGCAGAAGCAGCUUGAGAGCCUUGGGAUAUCUCUUCAGACUUCUGGGAUCAAAGUUGGGGAUGACAAGUGCUUCCUGGUGAACUUGAAUGCUGACCCGGCUCUGAAUGAACUCCUGGUGUACUACUUGAAGGAGCACACGCUGAUAGGGUCAGCCAAUUCCCAGGACAUCCAGCUCUGUGGGAUGGGCAUUCUUCCUGAGCACUGUAUCAUAGACAUCACGCCCGAAGGCCAGGUCAUGCUGACCCCUCAGAAGAAUACAAGAACAUUUGUAAAUGGGUCUUCUGUCUCCAGCCCCAUCCAGCUACACCAUGGGGACAGGAUACUAUGGGGAAACAACCAUUUCUUCAGACUCAAUCUUCCAAAAAAGAAAAAGAAAGCAGAGCGAGAGGAUGAGAAACAUGACUCCUCUCUGAACAAUGACAGCAGCUCUGAGCAGCUGGAUGCCGACGGAGACUCCUCCAGUGAGGUGUCCAGUGAGAUCAACUUCAACUUCGAGUAUGCACAGAUGGAGGUGACCAUGAAGGCUCUGGGCAGCAAUGACCCAAUGCAGUCCAUAUUGAACAGCCUAGAACAGCAGCACGAGGAGGAGAAGCGGUCUGCUCUGGAGCGCCAGAGGCUCAUGUACGAACACGAGCUGGAACAGCUCCGAAGAAGGCUGUCUCCUGAGAGGCAGAACUGCCGCAGUGUGGACCGGCUCUCCUUCCACUCACCCAGUGCACAGCAGCGCUUGAGACAGUGGGCUGAAGAGAGAGAAGCAACAUUGAACAACAGCUUGAUGAGGCUGAGGGAGCAGAUUGUGAAGGCCAACCUGCUGGUACGAGAAGCUGGUUACAUCGCAGAGGAGCUGGAUAAAAGAACUGAGUAUAAAGUUACCCUUCAGAUUCCAGCCUCCAGCCUGGAUGCCAAUAGGAAGCGAGGCUCUCUCCUCAGUGAACCUGCCAUCCAGGUGAGAAGAAAAGGAAAAGGAAAGCAGAUUUGGUCUUUGGAAAAGCUGGAAAACAGGCUUUUGGAUAUGAGAGACCUCUAUCAGGAAUGGAAGGAAUGUGAAGAAGACAGCCCAGUCACCCGUUCUUACUUCAAGCGUGCUGACCCAUUCUAUGAUGAGCAGGAAAAUCACAGUCUCAUUGGUGUGGCCAAUGUCUUCCUGGAGACCCUGUUUUAUGACGUGAAAUUACAGUAUGCGGUGCCAAUCAUCAACCAGAGGGGAGAGGUGGCAGGCCGGCUGCAUGUGGAGGUGAUGCGACUCAGUGGGGCCAUUGGAGAGAGGAUCGCAGGUGGAGAUGAUGCUACAGAGGUCAGCUCAGAAAAGGAAGCCCAGGAGAACAGGCUGGUCUGCAUGGUUAAAAUACUCCAAGCCACAGGAUUGCCGCAACAUCUGUGCCACUUUGUCUUCUGCAAAUAUGACUUCUGGGAUCAGCAGGAGCCAGUGACUGUUGCCCCCGAAGUCGAUACCUCUUCAUCUCCCACCAGCAAGGAGCCGCAGUGUAUGGUUGUGUUCGAUCAUUGCAGCGAGUUUAAUGUUAACAUCACAGAAGACUUCAUCGAGUAUCUCUCAGAAGGGGCCCUGGCCAUUGAGGUAUAUGGACAUAAAAUGAAUGAUCCUCGGAAAAAUCCAGCCCUGUGGGAUUUGGGAAUCAUCCAAGCAAAAACAAGGAGUCUUCGGGACAGGUGGAGUGAAGUCACCAGAAAGUUAGAAUUCUGGGUUCAGAUCUUGGAACAGAAUGAGAACGGUGAAUAUUGCCCCGUAGAAGUGAUUGCUGCAAAAGAUGUUCCAACAGGAGGGGUUUUCCAGCUCCGGCAGGGGCAGUCCCGGCGAGUUCAAGUUGAAGUGAAGUCUGUGCAAGAGUCAGGGACAUUACCACUGAUGGAAGAGUGCAUAUUGUCAGUUGGCAUUGGGUGUGUGAAAGUUAGACCGCUCAGGUCCCCUAAGAGCCACGAGAUCGUCCACGAGGAAGAAGAGGACAUGGACAGCUACCAGGAUAGGGAUUUAGAGAGGCUUCGUAGAAAAUGGCUCAAUGCAUUAACCAAACGUCAAGAAUACUUGGAUCAACAACUGCAGAAGCUCGACAGUAAACAUGACAAAACUGAGGAUGAUGCUGACAGAGAGGCACAGCUCUUGGAGAUGCGGCUGACACUCACAGAGGAAAGAAAUGCGGUGAUGGUGCCUUCUGCUGGCAGUGGCAUUCCGGGGGCACCAGCAGAAUGGACCCCGGUGCCUGGAAUGGAGACCCACAUUCCUGUUAUAUUUCUUGACUUAAAUGCGGAUGAUUUCAGCUCUCAGGAUAAUCUUGAUGACCCGGAAGCCGGAUGGGAUGCUACUCUGUCUGGGGAAGAGGAGGAAGAGUUCUUUGAGCUGCAGAUUGUGAAACAACACGAUGGAGAGGUGAAGGCAGAGGCCUCUUGGGACUCUGCAGUACACAGCUGUCCUCAGCUCAGUAAAGGCACACCGGCUGAUGAGCGAGUGUUUCUUAUCCUGCGAGUGACAGUCCAGCUCAGCCAUCCUGCCAACAUGCAGCUGGUCCUACGCAAGAGGAUUUGUGUCCAUGUUCAUGGGCGUCAGGGCUUUGCUCAAAGUCUCCUUAAAAAGAUGUCUCAUCGGAGCUCUAUUCCUGGCUGUGGAGUGACCUUUGAAAUUGUCUCCAAUAUUCCAGAGGAUGCCCAAGGCGUGGAGGAGCGAGAGGCACUGGCCAGGAUGGCAGCUAAUGUGGAAAACCCGGCUUCUGCUGACUCUGAGGCAUAUAUUGAGAAGUACUUGAGGAGUGUGCUGGCUGUGGAAAACCUCCUGACUUUAGAUCGCCUUCGUCAGGAAGUGGCCGUGAAGGAGCAGCUGACAGGGAAAGGGAAGCUGAACCGGAGGAGUAUCAGCUCUCCCAGCAUGAACAGAUUGUCUGGAAGCCGACAAGAGCUUAGCCCAUCCCACAGUCUAGGCAGCAACAAGGGCCGGUGGGAAAGUCAACAGGAUGUAUCCCAAACACUUGUUUCCAGGGGAAUAGCUCCAGGUCCUCCAGCUCUCUCUAUUUCUCCCCAAAGCAACCAGUCUCCUGAUCCUGGACUGGGAGGCUUAGCAGCCUCUUACUUGAACCCAGUGAAGUCCCUGGUACCACAGAUGCCAAAGCUGCUGAAGUCUCUCUUCCCUGUCCGUGAUGACAGAAGGGGCAGACAGUCAUCUCCCCUUGCACACCAGCCCACGCCCCGAAUCUUGGUGCAGCCUUCUUUCUCAGAUGCCCGGGCAACAAGAACAGAGGAGGCUCAACGAGGCAGCCCUGGGCCUGGUGGGGCUUUGGACUCUGUGGCACAUAUGGUAGCCCCUGCAGUGAAAAUCUGCGACAAACUUGUCAGAGUG